This is a messenger RNA of Pseudomyrmex gracilis, 2123 nucleotides long. RefSeq names its product probable cytochrome P450 6a14. The coding region runs from base 195 to 1715 and encodes 506 amino acids. The record is from RefSeq and is a predicted model, not a curated record. Lineage: Eukaryota; Metazoa; Arthropoda; Insecta; Hymenoptera; Formicidae. The transcript is spliced from 6 exons. Gene Ontology annotation, molecular function: oxidoreductase activity, acting on paired donors, with incorporation or reduction of molecular oxygen; monooxygenase activity; iron ion binding.
AUCAUACUGCUUCAGUUUGAUGCGUUCAUUCCUUGAUAUUCCUCGAACAAAAGAGGUACCAGCUUGUUCGAUUUGAGUGACAAAAUUAUUUUUGUAACGCUUAUUUUUUUCGGCAAACAUAUAACGCCAAGAAUAACUAAUUUGGAUAUAUUUUUAUUCUGUUUCAACCGUCAGUACAAAAAAAAGAGCAAAAAAUGUUAAUUAUAGGAUUAAUAACUGCUCUUGUCGUUGCUCUAUGUUCGGUAUAUAUUUAUUACAAGUUUGUGGUGUUCAAUUUCUGGCGCAAGAAAGGUGUAUUUUACAUCGAACCCGUUGUACCAACUGGCAAUAUGACUUCUUUAGUAACCCGAAAAAUAUCAAUGGGCGAACUGUUCGGCGAUGCUUAUUUAAAAUAUAAGGACCAUCGAGCUUUCGGAAUGUAUACAUUUUUCAAGCCGAACCUUGUGAUUGCCGAUCUCGAUCUUGUUCGAAUAGUGCUGACAAAAGAAUUUGGCAAUUUCCACGAUCGCGGCUGGUACUGUAAUGAGAAAACGGAUCCGCUAUCCGGUCACUUGUUUUUAUUGCCAGGAAAAAAAUGGAGACAUUUGCGAGUCAAAUUGACACCUACAUUCACUUCGGGAAAACUCAAGCAAAUGUUUGGAAUCCUGAAAGAAUGCGGCGAGGAAUUCGCGACAUCUUUAGAAAAAGUGGCCAAAACAAACUCAUGCAUCGAAAUAAAAGAAAUAUUUGCAGGAUAUACAACUGACAUAAUUAUGUCAACUGCUUUCGGAAUCAAAUCAAACUGCAUGGAAAACCAGGACAAUGAAUUUCGAUUUUGGGGAAGAAAAAUCUUCGAGUACAAUCCUAUUUGGUAUGCAAUUUUUGCGUUUGUACCUCAACUUGCCGAUUUCUUUGCCAUUCCUUUCGUUGAUCGAGGUACCUCGAAAUUUUUUAUAAAUAUGUUCCGGAAUAAUGUGCAAUACAGACAAACUCACAAUGUUGUUAGACAUGAUUUUAUGAAUCUACUUAUACAACUUAUGGAGAAAGGCUACGUCGCGCCUGACGAGGGAGAUACCGCCGAAGCUUCUUCAACUACGAAUAAGAUUUCAUUGGUGGAAGCGGCUGCGCAAGCAUUCGUCUUCUUCAUAGCUGGUUUUGAAACGUCUUCAACUACGGCGACGUUCUGUUUGUACGAAUUAGCGGUAAAUCAGGACGUACAAAAUAAGCUUCGUCAAGAAAUUGAUGAAGUGCUAAAAAAAGACGGCGAAGUGACUUACAAUUCUGUCAACGAUAUGACCUAUCUGCAUAAAGUAGUAACUGAAACUCUGAGAAAAUAUCCACCUGUGCCAAUUCUGAAUCGCAUCUGUACCAAAGCUACAGACCUUCCGACAACGAAUAUUCACAUACCGGAAGGAACUUCAAUUACUAUACCGGUGCUCGGAAUACAGAGAGAUCCGGCCAUAUAUCCGGACCCAGAUAAGUUUGAUCCCGAGCGAUUCAGCGCGGAUGAGAUAGCAGCUAGGCAUCCGUACGCUUACUUACCAUUUGGAGAAGGGCCUCGAGUUUGUAUCGGUACACGAUUUGGCUAUAUGCAGACAAAAGUUGGCAUUUUCAAUAUCUUAUCGAAGUUCAAGAUUAAACUUCAUCCUCGAACUCCUGUGCCACUUAUCAUCGAUGAAGCGCCUUUUAUACUUUCGCCCAAAGGCGGUGUACAUCUUAUCAUUGAGCCGCGAUAAAACACUCACGCUUUUUAAAGCUGCUUUAUAAAGCGUUUAAACCAAGUAGAUUAAGUCUGUAACUAGUACUAAGAUUGUCGUUUCGUGCGUGCAACAUUGCAUCAGAAAACUGUUACGUAACAACUUAGUAACGAUAACAAUAUUGUCAACAGCUAUUUGCAGAAUCAUUCUGCGGAUAAAAUGUUUUUAUCGUUUAUUGCGUAACAACAACAGAAGUUGUUGCUAACACUGUAACGUCAGACUAAAUCCAGCUCUAACAAUCUAAAUAGUUUUAAACUAAAUAGAAUAAGUGUUACUUGUAUUAUCAAACUAAUAUUAACUAAUGAUGUUUAUACACAUUGUGCGGAAUUUAUGCUUUGUUUAUGCUACUUAUUUACUUACACUUUCCAAAAUAAUAAAUUUAUUUUA